Messenger RNA from Morchella sextelata, 327 nucleotides. RefSeq lists its product as uncharacterized. The record is from RefSeq and is a predicted model, not a curated record. The transcript is spliced from 6 exons. Bases 1 to 327 code for a protein of 108 amino acids. Lineage: Eukaryota; Fungi; Ascomycota; Pezizomycetes; Pezizales; Morchellaceae.
AUGAAGCGGGGCGAGUCAUGCAUCUGCAUGUUUCCCGAACAAAUGAAAUACGGAACAGAAGUACAUAUCCAGCAGGUUGCUCUUAUUAUGCACCCACUAACUUUGGCCCGUGGUUGUGGUCGAUCUCCCCGGUGCAGUACGCUCCCAUACCUACUGUAUAUUUCAACUUCAUAUGAUUUAUACCUGCAGGCUACUGAUGUCCAUUACGAGAGUUGCCUUGCCAAGGGCCAAAUGAAGGACCAAUCCAAAGGCUCAAACACCAGUGUUAUUGUAAAUCAGAUUCUAGGUCCAUAUAUAACGUAUGAGGCACAUAAUAUCCGCAUCUAG